Molecule: messenger RNA, 2351 nt
Organism: Cotesia glomerata
Lineage: Eukaryota; Metazoa; Arthropoda; Insecta; Hymenoptera; Braconidae
Product: prolactin regulatory element-binding protein
Exons: 5
Coding region: 285-1598 (437 amino acids)
Biological process (GO): protein secretion
Cellular component (GO): endoplasmic reticulum membrane
Molecular function (GO): GTPase activator activity; protein binding; guanyl-nucleotide exchange factor activity
Source: RefSeq, a predicted model, not a curated record
GAAAACUACAGAAAACAGAUGAAUAAAUAUCAACAUCAAGUGUCAUAGUAGAUUUCCUGAUAUAAAUUUAAUUAUCAGUUGAAAGAAAUUUUUCAGUCAAAGUAAGGUAUCACCGACAUAUAUGAAUAAUGUAGGAGAAUGAGGCGCCAAUGUGAAACGUGGAACCUUGGCUCAUACUUAUCGUAAAUGAAACAAUAAAUAUUUUUAUUUAAUGGUGAUAUUGUCCAUACAGAAUUUAAUAACGAGUAGAUGUUGUUAAAUAGUUAAUAAGUUAUUUAUUUGAAAUGCCUUCAAGACGAAAUAAUGAAGGCCUUUUGGCCAGGGUUAACUUUCCUCUUUAUACAAUUCAGAUGUUGACUAAUAGACACGUUCUCGUUGGAGGUGGUGGAGGAUCAUCUAAAACAGGAGUAGCUAAUGGUUUCGAAAUAUUUGAAUUGUCUCACGAUGGUUCAAACUUUAUUGCUGAAGAAGUUACCAGACAUGAAACAGGGCCUAGUGUUGUCAUGAAUUGUGCCUCAUUUAAUAAUAGUAAAAAGACCUGGCUGGUCGCUGGUCAAGAAAGUCAUUGUCAAUUAUAUAAUGUUGUUCCAAGAGUUGUAGCAGUUGAAAAUGGGGAAGUUGUUGCAGGAGCAAAUUCCAACUUCAAAGAGAAUGACAACAGCUUACGGCAACGAAAAUUAAAUGAAAAAAAAGGAAAUUCUAGCUCCAAUUCCAACACGGAAAAAGUUGAGAACAUACGUGACAGUAAUUCCAAUAUAAAACACAAAAAAUUACAAUUAAUUCUUAAGCCUUCUACAAGUAUUCAAACGGAUUUUAGCGAACCAGAGCCACUGCAAAGAAUAGUUAGAGUAAGUUCUAAUGGCAAAGUGAUGGCAACUGGAGGAUUGGAUGGAGUUAUACGGUUAUGGAAAUUUCCUCAAUUCGAGAAGAUGUAUGAUUUAAAAGCUCACACUAAAGAAGUUGAUGAUAUAGAUUUCAACAUAAAUGGUACAUUUGUUGCAACUAUUGCUAAAGAUAACCGAGCGUUUGUUUGGAACGUUGUUGAGGGUAAAAAGUAUAAGGAACUUUCGUGGGUUCCACUUAAUGGUGCAAAAUAUUUGUUUAAAAGACUCAGAUUUAAAAUUCCCAAUGAAAAAAAAUCUGCAACACAAUUAUAUAUGCUCUCAAAUGCAACAUCAUCUAAACUUCCCAGUUAUCUUCAAUUGUGGGAUGUUGACCAGGGUAUAAUAAUUAAAUCAGCGCCUUAUAAAGAAACAUUAUCGGCAAUUGCUGUCUCAGAUGAUGGAAAAUUUGUCGCAGUUGGUACAAUGUUCUCUGGAAGUAUUGAUAUUUAUAUUGCCUUUAGUUUACAAAAAGCUUUACAUGUUUCGGGUGCUCACAGUAUGUUUGUUACGGGUUUAGAAUUUUUGCCUAUUACAUUGGAUGGUCCAUCAAUAACGAGUAAUUCGGAAACUGCUGUUAUUAGUAUUUCUGUUGAUAACAGAAUUUGUAUUCAUAGCAUUCCUUUCAGACAUGCGUUGCCAUUUUGGUUGGUAACAUUAUUAAUUAUUUUAAGUAUCUGUGGAGCAUUUAUUUUUUGUAGUUAUAUGGGUAUAUGACCGAAAAUAUUUAUUUCAAGAUUAGCUAUUGAAUAUGCAAUGAUUGACAGAGUCUAUUUUAUUGACUAAUUUAAUUUAUUACGUACGCACCAUAGGUAAUCUAGAUACAAUUAAAUCUUUCAAGAAGUGGUAAAUCAAAUAUUAAUGUAAAAAUGGAUAUUUUAUGUUAUAAAUUAUUUGGUUAAAACGUGAUAUUUAUUGAGGAUGACUCAACAAUUUUAUUUUUGCAGGGAUACAUUAAUUUACCAGUUGUUAUAAUAUAAAAAUAAAAUUGUUAAAUAUUCUCGACAAACCUUCAUUCAAAUAUAUUUUUAUAAAUAAUUUUAAUAUAUUUUGUCAUCACAUAGAUUAAAAUAUUUGUCGACUUGUUGCGUUAGUACCAAUUUCUUUUUACUUGACUAUUAUUAGUCAUAAUAUUGCUCAUAUUUGUUGUGCUUUCAUUCGUUUGUAAUGUAUGUAUAUUUAAAUGUUUUUUAAAUCUGUCAUUGUGUGUUAUAACGAAUGUUUUUUUUUUUUUUUUUUAUUGUGAAUUGAAAAUAGUUGAACAAAUUUUAAAAGUUAAUAAUAACACAGCUUAAUGAUUCCGUUAGCGGAAUAAACAAUUUAUAAAUUUUACAAAGUACAAAUUUUUUUAAUAUAAAGUUUGAUUACUGAUUACUUGAAUAACUUUGUAUUCUUAUCAGUUGUAAUAACUGAGUUUAAAUUGUAGUUAAAAAUAUAUUAUUAAAUUAAAAAAUAAGAAAGUUUAACUGA